Ochotona curzoniae (black-lipped pika) is the source of this 1593-nucleotide messenger RNA. It is a transcript of the gene ST3GAL4, whose product is annotated as ST3 beta-galactoside alpha-2,3-sialyltransferase 4. Gene Ontology annotation, biological process: glycolipid biosynthetic process. The coding region runs from base 216 to 1418 and encodes 400 amino acids. Gene Ontology annotation, molecular function: sialyltransferase activity. The transcript is spliced from 13 exons. NCBI's taxonomy places the organism in Eukaryota, Metazoa, Chordata, Mammalia, Lagomorpha, Ochotonidae. The record is from RefSeq and is a predicted model, not a curated record.
GGGCCCCGGCCCCCGCUUCCCUCGCAGGCGGACUUGCCCCCUCCCAGGCCGGCUCCGCGCCCGGGACAGGGACCCGGCGGAGCGGAGCGGUUGCGCCAGCGCUGCGCCGCGGGUCGGUGCGCCUAGCGGAUCGGAGCUGUGCACUGAACUGUCCUGCCCCGCCCCGCUCCACCCGCCUGGAGUUGGAGCUCUUUCCCACGGUGGUGCCUGCUAGGAUGGAGGCAGCCGGCCAGAGUGGAGAGGCUCUUUCUGCUCAGACCCUUUGCAGCUGUCCAAAUAGAGCAAGAGGAAAGUGUUCUCCUUCCAGAACAGCUGGGCUGACGGUCCAGCAAGGCCAGGUGGCCCGAGGCAGCCGGGAUGACAGCUCUCCCCAGGAACCCCACCUGCUAAGAAACAUGAUCAGCAAGUCCCCUCCUCUGUGCAUGUGCCCUGCAGGCUGGAGGCUCCUGGCCAUGCUGGCUCUGGUCCUGGUCGUCAUGGUGUGGUAUUCCAUCUCGCGAGAAGACAGGUACAUUGAGCUUUUCUACUUUCCAAUCCCAGAGAAGGAGCCAUGCCUGCAGGGUGAGGCAGAGCGGAAGGCCUCUAAGAUCUUUGGCAAUUCCUCCCGCGAUCAGCCCAUCUUCCUGCGGCUUAAGGAUUACUUUUGGGUCAAGACACCAUCUGCCUAUGAGCUGCCCUAUGGGACCAAGGGGAGUGAAGACCUCCUGCUCCGGGUCCUGGCCAUCACCAGCUACUCCAUACCUGAGAGCAUCCAAAGUCUCAAGUGUCGCCGCUGCGUGGUGGUGGGGAACGGCAGCCGGUUGCGCAAUAGCUCACUGGGAGACACCAUCGACAAGUAUGACGUGGUCAUCAGACUGAACAACGCCCCAGUGGCUGGCUAUGAGGAUGAUGUCGGCUCCAAGACCACCAUGCGUCUCUUCUACCCCGAAUCUGCCCACUUUGACCCCAAAGUGCAGAACAACCCGGACACACUCCUGGUCCUUGUAGCUUUCAAGGCGAUGGACUUCCAUUGGAUAGAAACCAUCCUCAGCGAUAAGAAGCGGGUGCGGAAAGGUUUCUGGAAACAGCCCCCUCUCAUCUGGGACGUCAACCCAAAACAAGUCCGAAUUCUCAACCCCUUCUUCAUGGAGAUUACUGCAGACAAACUGUUGAGCCUGUCUGUGCAGCAGCCACGCAGGAUCAAGCAGAAGCCCACCACGGGUCUGCUGGCCAUCACCAUGGCCCUCCACCUCUGCGACCUGGUGCACAUCGCUGGCUUUGGCUACCCGGAGGCCUACAACAAGAAGCAGACCAUCCAUUACUAUGAGCAGAUCACACUCAAGUCCAUGGCAGGAUCAGGCCACAAUGUGUCCCGAGAAGCUGUGGCUAUCAAACGAAUGCUGGAAAUUGGCGCUGUCAAGAACCUCACGUACUUCUGACCUGGACAAGGACUGUGACCUGUCAGUGUGGCCCACUCUGCUCCUAGGGGGGACUCCCCCUGUCCAUGCCUGUGGGGUGCCCAGUUGCCAGCAGGACCACUUGGACUCAGCUUCUCUGUAUGGGGGAGGGAGUCCCGAGCCUGGCCGGCCCUGCUGUGAGGCCACACUUCUGACU